Molecule: messenger RNA, 1067 nt
Organism: Triplophysa dalaica
Lineage: Eukaryota; Metazoa; Chordata; Actinopteri; Cypriniformes; Nemacheilidae
Product: polyadenylate-binding protein 1-like 2
Exons: 8
Coding region: 68-871 (267 amino acids)
Molecular function (GO): RNA binding
Source: RefSeq, a predicted model, not a curated record
UUGCAUCAAUCGAUCAGCUGCUCGCAGAUAUUUGUCUGAACGUUACAUUUCUACCGAACAUCUGAAGAUGAGAUCGGCAUCUGCUCGCGUGGCCUCUCUGUACGUCGGUGAUCUUCACCGGGAGGUUUCAGAGGUCAUGCUGUACGACAGAUUCAUUCCGUUUGGCCCGAUCCACUCCACCCGAGUGUGUAGAGACAGAAACACAUUCAGGUCUCUGGGCUACGGAUAUGUCAAUUUUGUCAACCGCUCGGACGCUGAACAUGCAUUUGAGAACUUAAUGUUCAGUCUCCUCAUGGGUCGGACCAUGCGCAUCAUGUGGGCCGAUAGAAACCCUGCACUGAGGACCACCGGCGUUGGCAACAUUAUCAUUCAAGGCCUGGCAAAGGACAUCUGCAGCCUGGCACUUUACGACACCUUCUCUCAUUACGGCACCAUCUUAUCCUGCAAGGUGGUUGCAGAUGAGAAUGGCUCCAGAGGAUAUGGUUUCAUUCAUUUUGAGUCCUACGAAGCCGCUGAAAGAGCCAUUCAGGAACUCAAUGGGAUGAUGCUGAAUGAUCAAGUAGUGUCCAUCAGCCACUUCAGAUCAUUCCAGGAGCGUCAGGCAGAGAGGGAAUCAAACCCUGGCCGCAUGAAAAAGACUACAGAAGUCUCUUCCCGGGAGUGCAUCUCUAUGUCAACAAUCUGCCCUACGGAUGGACGGACCACCAGCUGCAUAGAGCGUUCUCCCCAUUCGGGUCUGUCACCAAUGCUACGGUGGCGAGGAACGGCGGGCGCAGCCGAGGGUUCGGCUUUGUGUGUUUCACGAGCCCUGAAGCUGCAGCUCAAGCCGUUUCGGCAAUGGACGGACGUGUCAUUUCCAACAGACGUCUGAAUGUUGCCUUCUCUCGGGUCCUGGAUACGCCAGUGUCUUUCAGCGGCUGUGUAUCACCUCCUGAAAAGCAGUCGCUGCUUCCUUCAGGACACUUUGGGAUUGUUCCACAGGCUAUCAGCAAUGUUGGUCAGCAGCUCGCCAGCCUCAUUCGGCUUGUGUCCAGCUGUCGACGGGAUGCAGCGGGUCUCCUGCCUAA